Vicia faba (fava bean) is the source of this 372-nucleotide messenger RNA. NCBI's taxonomy places the organism in Eukaryota, Viridiplantae, Streptophyta, Magnoliopsida, Fabales, Fabaceae. The record is from the annotation of a GenBank genome assembly.
AUGUCCCAACCCAGAUUCAUUUCCACAAUCAUCCUCUCUCUCACACUCCUCCUCUUUCACACCCAUCUCCAAAUCUGCACUUCCUUGUUAUCAACAACUUUGUUGAAGCACUCUGAAACAGAUGCAGUAAUCACAAACAGGGCUACCACCAAAACCAUUGGAGACUGUUUAACUGAGACAGAGCUAAUGGAUUCAGAGACAAAUAGAAGAGUUUUGGCAAUGCAGAAAAAGUACAUAAGCUAUGAUACUUUGAAGAGAGAUAAGGUUCCUUGUGAUAGAGCUGGUGCUUCCUAUUAUAACUGUCAUCCAAGACAAGCUAAUCCUUAUAAUAGAGGUUGUGAAGUUAUUACUGCAUGUGCAAGAGGUUCUUGA